GGCCAUGACCAAUGCCAGUCAGUUGCAGAAGCGCGGGAACGACCGACGCUUAUAAAUUAAGGUUUUUAAUAAGUUUUUUUUUUUAAUCCGUCGCUAUGGCGUCAGCCGUGAUGAAGUUCAGUGCCAUAUUGUUUCUGGUUGCCGCGUGUGCUGCUGAUGUUUCGGAGCUCGUCGGCGACAAGUCAGCUCAGCCGGUGACGGAGGUGUGCCUCGGGUGCAUCUGUCAGGCCAUCUCGGGCUGCAAGCAAGCCCAGACGUGCGAGGGAGACACCUGCGGCUUGUUCCGCAUCACCUGGGCGUACUGGUCGGACGCCGGCAAGCCUACCAUCAACAAUCUCGCGCCUGACCACCCUGAUGCGUAUCGCAGCUGCGUUGUGGACCCGUACUGUGCUGCCCAGACCGUGCAGGGAUACAUGAGGAGGUUUGGACAGGACUGCAACGGCGACGGCCAGGUGAACUGCUAUGAUCACAUGGCGAUCCACAAGAAGGGCGGGUACGGGUGCUCUGGCGACCUUCCUUUCGAGUACGUCAACGUCUUCAAUCAAUGCAUAGCCGCCGUUGCCGCCCACCAGGGGUGAAUAACGUAGUUUUAAGACAACUUGUAAUAGCUAAGGAUAUACAGUACUGUAUUGGUCCCAAACCCAUAGAAAAAAAGUCUAGUGAUCGAAUCCAUAUCCAUAAUCACGGCUCUGACAAUAGGGUUUUUAACUGUAUUUAAAAUAAAUUAUUUUACACCAUGCAUGAAAUACAGCACCAGAAGAUUAAUAAGAGAAACGUAGACAGUAGUUAAUUUUAGAUACAAUUUAUAUUUUAAAACCCGUAUAAAAUUAUAAAGAGUAGGUAAUUUGACUAGUAGUCUAUUGUCAUCGGUUAUCGCUGUACAUUGCUUGUCAUGUCAUGUCUUUACGCUGCGUAUUGUCCACUUAUCAAGCUAGAAAUGUACAGAAAAUAGUACCAUUAGGCGACGGUAAUAUAUAUUUAAAGAUGUGCCAGCAGACAGAUAGCCGACAGACACGUAUAUCCCUAGCUAAUACGGGUAAUACCUACCCAUAAAGUAGAAUUCGUAACAUCUUUUAAACACUAUUUUUUGGUUCGUAUGUUAGAACACAAAAAGUGUGCAAUUGGUAGCGCAUGCUUUGGCGCAUGUAGUCUGUAUGAGAUUAAUUACUUUACACGCGUUAGGCUAAAUCAAUAUAUUUAAAUAGUUACAUAAUAUUUAAAAUCAUAAAACACGCCGUGCAAAAUCAAAUCAAAGUGGAAACAUAACAAUUUUGAUUUGAUACUAUAAGAGCCUAUUAUAUACGAGUUUGCCCAAACAGGCACGUCAUACGUAUAUCUCAAAAAAACCUACUUGAGUUGUUUAGGAACAAUAUUAAUUCCUUAAAUAUGGGUACAAAUAUGUAUCUACUAGUCUUUUCGGAUUGUUGUUAAGUUAAUAACAGAUUUUAAUCCUAAUAAAUAUGACUGCUCAAGACUUCGUAAUAAUAAAUAAUUUUACUACAGAA
This is a messenger RNA of Cydia strobilella, 1505 nucleotides long. RefSeq names its product lysozyme-like. Gene Ontology annotation, molecular function: lysozyme activity. Bases 96 to 578 code for a protein of 160 amino acids. Lineage: Eukaryota; Metazoa; Arthropoda; Insecta; Lepidoptera; Tortricidae. The transcript is spliced from 4 exons. The record is from RefSeq and is a predicted model, not a curated record.